Messenger RNA from Populus nigra (black poplar), 3205 nucleotides. RefSeq names its product BEL1-like homeodomain protein 6. The transcript has 5 exons. Gene Ontology annotation, molecular function: RNA polymerase II cis-regulatory region sequence-specific DNA binding; DNA-binding transcription factor activity, RNA polymerase II-specific. Lineage: Eukaryota; Viridiplantae; Streptophyta; Magnoliopsida; Malpighiales; Salicaceae. The record is from RefSeq and is a predicted model, not a curated record. Bases 879 to 2909 code for a protein of 676 amino acids. Gene Ontology annotation, biological process: regulation of transcription by RNA polymerase II.
AAAAGAAUAGAAUAUGCUUAUAUGGUGGGUAUUGCAGCAAAACCAGACCUUCCAUGCUAAGGAUGAGAAAGACAGCCAGCUUGAAAGCUGUUAGAGAGAGAGAGUAGCUAGAAAGAGAAAGAAAUGGUUGUAGUGUUUUUUUAAGGAGGUUUAAGAGAGGGUUUUAGGUCUACCAACUGGUAGUUAGAGAUUGAACUCCUUAACCAAACACCUCAGUCUUCAACAGAACCCUCAAGAUUUUACAACAACAAACAAGAACUAGAACUAGAAGCAACAACAGCCACAACAAGAACAAGUCAAGCACCAACUACUACUACAUCUUGGACAGCUGAAUUAUCAAGCAUAGAGAGAACCCCAAAAGCCAAAGCUUUUUCCACGAAGAGAUAACUAUUUCAAGAGACAACAAAACGAUACACACCAAGAAAUCAUUUCUUUUGAGAGAGAGAAAGAGAGAGAUGCUCACGUGGGGUUUUAAUGGAAUGAUGGAUAGAGAGAAUAUAUGAUGAGAGAAAAAAGAUGAAAAAAGUGAGAAGAUUCAUUGCUGUUCCUGCUUUCAAUUAUUAUUAUUAGCACCUUCUUUUCUUUUUCUUUUUCAGGGCAAAGAAAAAAAAAGAAAAAAAUAUUGAAGCUUUUCUUCUCAUGGCGUGUAUGUGUAUGUAUUAUGCGUACAUACAUAGGUCUGUGUAAUGAAAAGUGAAGGGUUGUGCUGCUGUUGUUUUGUUGUAUUGGGAUCAUCAGAUUUGUGUAUCAGCAGAUCAAGUUGUCUUUGAGAUUUUCUGUUCCCUAAAACACCCACAAGUGUUACUGGUUUCCAGUUCCCUGGGCGGUAUGUGAUUGAACUUGCAUAACCAGGCAGGAAAGUCUCAAGGCUAAUACAUAUGGCUACCUAUUAUACUAGUUCAAAUAAUCAAAGAGAUGGUGCUGCAAUGGUAUAUCUGCCUGGUUCAUAUCCAGAGGCGCCAGUUCUUCCUGGCAAUAUGAUGAUGUACAUGAAUUCUGGAUCAUACUCGGACAAUUUGGCUGGGAAUUCUCACCAGCAAAACAACUGUAUUGAAUUUCAGUCCGUGGAGAAUUCUGAUUCAACCCCACAGCAACAAGAAAUCCUGUCAAAUCUGGGUGGAUCACGAAUAGGGGAGCAUGGUUUUGGUGCAUGGAGGGAUGGUAGAAAUGAGAUGCUAGUCAUGCAUUCAGUGAGUGGUGCUUCCAGCGUUCUUCACGGGGCACAGAGCUUGCAGGGCCAGGGUUUAUCUCUCAGUCUAGGCACCCAAAUCCAAUCUGGAAUUCAAAUGCCCUCGAUUUCCUACCGGAAUACCAAUCCAGGCCUUACUUCGUUCUUGAGUCCUAAUUCUUCAAUUACAGGUGACGGUGGUGGCAGGAAUGGCUCUUCCAGGGAUGACCAGUCAAGAAAUAUUGAUUAUUUGACACCUGGUUUUUCUGGGGGUAAUCACGAUAUGAAUAAAGGUGAUUUAUCUCCAUAUGGAAUGAAUAGCAUUGCAAGAACAAUUCCCAAUUCCAAGUACCUGAAGGCAGCACAACAACUACUUGAUGAAGUUGUCAAUGUUCGAAAAGCGAUAAAGCAACCUGAUAAAGAGAAAAACCAGACCACAAGUGAACAUGGACUGAACAGUGCAAAGGAUGGUGAUAGUGGAUCAAAGAAUGGUGCUUCAAACCUUCAAGAAUCCACCAACUCGCCAAGUGAGCUUUCACAUGCUGAAAGACAAGAAUUACAGAACAAGUUGACAAAGCUUUUAUCCAUGCUAGACGAGGUUGAUAGACGAUACAAACAGUAUUAUCAUCAGAUGCAAAUUGUGGUGUCCUCAUUUGAUGUGAUAUCAGGAUGUGGAGCGGCUAAACCAUACACAGCGCUUGCCCUCCAGACUAUUUCCCGUCACUUUCGGUGCUUGCGUGAUGCAAUAACUGGCCAAAUUCAUGCAACCCGUAAAAGCCUCGGGGAACAAGAAACUUCAGAAAACAGUAAAGGAGUUGGAAUUACACGACUCCGGUAUGUGGACCAGCACCUUAGACAACAGAGGGCUCUUCAUCAACUUGGUAUGAUGCAACAGCAUGCGUGGAGGCCACAAAGGGGUCUGCCUGAAAGCUCUGUUUCAAUUCUUCGUGCUUGGCUGUUUGAGCAUUUUCUCCACCCUUAUCCAAAGGAUUCUGAUAAGAUCAUGCUGGCAAGGCAGACAGGCUUGACUAGAAGUCAGGUAUCAAACUGGUUCAUUAAUGCACGAGUGCGUCUCUGGAAGCCCAUGGUUGAAGAGAUGUACAAAGAAGAGCUUGGUGAUGCAGAGAUGGACUCUAAUUCUUCUUCUGAAAAUGCAGCCAAAGCAAGAAAAGGUGAUAUGGGAACCUCUGAAGACAGAGGGGAAGAAUUCCAACAAAGUGCUAGUUCCACAGCCACUGAAAGAUGCAGUGCAGGACAGUUGAUGGAUCCCAAAUCUGACCACGUUCCUGAUAUGGAAAUGGCAGGAUCAACUACAAGAAGCAACUUCCAAAAUGGCACACGUGGUGAGGCUUUUACUGAGUAUGGCUUGCUAAAGCUGAGGGAGGACCAAAGGCCUAGUAUGGAUGACUGUGGUCUCUUCUCUGAUGCUAUGGCUCACUCCGAGGGGGGUGGUGAUAGGUUUAUAGCGGCUGCUGCCGCUGCGUACCAAAUGUCUGAGGUGGGAAGGUUUGGAAAUGGAAGUGGGGUGUCUCUUACAUUGGGUUUGCAGCACUGCGAGGGUGGCAACCUUCCAAUGUCAGGCACAACUCAUCAUGGUUUUGUUUCCAUGAGAGGGGAUGAUGAUAUCUACAAUGCAGCAUCUUCGGUGGGGGCUGGGGCCACAGAUUUUGAGUGCUUAAAUCCUGGGAACAGGCAGCACAGGUUCAGUUCCUCCCACGUAUUUCAUGAUUUCGUAGCUUGAAAUAAUUGGUUGAGGAUUUACAUGGGGUGAAUAAAUCACUUUUGAAACAGUAGCAGCCAGACUUUGUUCCAGUAGGAGCAUUCAUCUCACUUUCAUAUGGUGAAAGGGAAGGUUGUGUAUAACAGAGCUGUUGUAGCAUAUCAAAAGAAUUGAUUGGCAGGUUAGCAUAUUGUAAAGAUGCUUAUUUUUUUUGUCUAAUAUGUGGAAGGAAAAUGUAUAAUUAGUGGCAAAUUUGGUAUUGGAAAAGAAAGUUCUGGUUUGAAAUAAAGAGUUAGGAAAUGGCUGGUUGUUCUGAA